UCUGUGAAAAAAAAAACAAAAAAAGCAAUAGGUUUUACAUAAAAAAUUGUCCAAAAUGAUCUGGUUCGGAUGGGUUAAUUAGUUUAAUUAAUACAAAGUUGCUGAUCCGUGUCAUAUGAAACGCACCGCUUUGGUUGUUCCUUUUUGUCCCGAAAAAUUAUCAGAGGAAAAAGCUUAGGAAGAAGAAGAAGAAGUUCGAGCUCGAUUUCUUUAAGCAAAGAGGAAGUGUUUUUUCCUGCUUCGAGAUCCGAUCAAAUCUAACGAAGGAGAAAUUCCACGAAACUUCCUGAAAUCAGUUUGAAUCUUCUGGAGAUCGAAAGCCUUUGAUUGAAGAAAGAAGAUGAGCGACGUAUUCGAAAGGUACGAGCGUCAGUACUGCGAGCUCUCAACCAAUCUCUCCAGAAAAUGUCAUUCUGCGUCGCUUCUCUCCGACGGAGAAGAGAAGAAGGGGAAGCUUGCUGAGAUUAAGUCUGGAAUAGACGAAGCUGAUGUCUUGAUCCGGAAAAUGGAUCUUGAGGCAAGAAGUCUGCAGCCGAGUGCCAAAGCUGUGUGUCUUUCUAAACUAAGAGAAUAUAAAUCUGACCUGAACCAAUUGAAGAAGGAUUUCAAACGAGCCUCUUCCGCAGAUGCUAACCAGUCUACCCGUGAAGAACUGAUGGAAUCCGGAAUGGCGGAUCCGCAUGCAGUAUCAGCUGAUCAAAGAGGGAGAUUGGCGAUGUCAGUGGAGAGGCUUGACCAAUCAAGCGACAGAAUCAGAGAGAGUAGAAGAAUCAUACUGGAGACAGAAGAGGUUGGCAUCUCAAUUGUUCAAGAUCUGAGUCAGCAACGCCAAACACUCCUCCAUGCUCACACCAAGCUACAUGGUGUGGAUGACGCCAUUGACAAGAGCAAGAAAGUGUUGACGGCUAUGUCACGGAGAAUGACAAGGAACAAAUGGAUCGUUGGUUCAGUGAUCGUAGCUCUUAUCCUCGCCAUCAUUUUGAUCAUCUCAUACAAGCUUUCACAUUAAUUAUACAUAAAACAUAACUCAUCGUGAUUGUGUGUGUAUAUAUGAUGGUUGAUUCGUUUGUAAUGUGCCCAAAUGUUUUACUUGUACUCCAAGUACGCUGUGUCUAUUGAAGUGGCAAUACUUUAAAACA
Molecule: messenger RNA, 1139 nt
Organism: Eutrema salsugineum
Lineage: Eukaryota; Viridiplantae; Streptophyta; Magnoliopsida; Brassicales; Brassicaceae
Product: vesicle transport v-SNARE 12
Exons: 5
Coding region: 341-1009 (222 amino acids)
Biological process (GO): vesicle fusion; vesicle-mediated transport; intracellular protein transport
Cellular component (GO): endoplasmic reticulum membrane; ER to Golgi transport vesicle membrane; Golgi apparatus
Molecular function (GO): SNARE binding; SNAP receptor activity
Source: RefSeq, a predicted model, not a curated record